Molecule: messenger RNA, 1339 nt
Organism: Salvelinus namaycush (lake trout)
Lineage: Eukaryota; Metazoa; Chordata; Actinopteri; Salmoniformes; Salmonidae
Exons: 6
Coding region: 220-933 (237 amino acids)
Biological process (GO): signal transduction; regulation of apoptotic process
Molecular function (GO): protein binding
Source: RefSeq, a predicted model, not a curated record
UUUCAAGCAGCAGAACGGACUGGGAUGGAAAAAGCUAUCAGUGGUCAGUAGGAGAGGGAGAGAUAAACGUAACACUGAAUAACACCUUGCUGUCUGGCACUGCUGUGUGCUGUGCUCAUGUACAGUACAAGCUGCCCUUCCCAUCCAAACCACUGUGUUCCCCAGAGUGAAUCUGAAAGCAAAAAAGGUCCAGCGAUAUAAGGGAAUAGCGAGCUGAUCAUGGCUGAAGAAGAACCCCUAGGUGGCGCCCAGCAGGUACUGCGUCGUCUGAAGCCCGAGUUGAUCGAUACUCUAAGUGCAGACCCUGCCUUUGUGCUGCAGCAUGCAGACUCCCUCAGCCUACUGGCCCGGCAUGAGUACAAGCAGGUCAAAGCCCUCACUGACCCAUCAAAACAGGCCCAGGACCUUCUGGACCAUGUGAUCAACAAAGGACCCACUGCUGCAGAGCAGCUUCUGCAGCUCCUGAGGGGCAAAGAAAUGCAGGAUACGUUUCCCAACCUUCUGUUCCUCAAGGAACUGCCAGUGAAUGAUCAAAGAGCUGCAGGUGAAAAAGGUACAGGGGGAAAUGAAGUUACCAGAAAGAGAAGACAAACAUUUGAGUCCGAAGAGAACCUUCCCGCUAAACAGACAUGCAAGGAUGGCUCUAAGAUGGUGGUGGAGAAGGAUCUGAUGCGUGUGGCUCAAAAUAUCGGUCGCUCCUGGAGGGCAAUUGGUACAGGGGCCCUAGACAUCCCCUCUGUCAAGCUGGAUCAGAUCCUGGAGGACUAUCCACACAGCCAUGUGGACCGUGUGUUCGCCAUGCUGCGCUACUGGAGCACACUGAAACGGCAUGAGGCCACGGCGGCCAAUCUCCACUCCCUGCUCAGCCAGGGCGACUGGGCCCUGCUGCCAAACAGCAUAGACUUUCUCCUGGACCCCAUCUUAGACCCUUAGCAGUCUGGCCUUAGCUGCUAUUGCAUCAUUUCCACUGCAGGGAUUUACCACAGUGCUUGGCCUCAGACUUUAGUGUUUCCAUGGUUGAGGUUUAGUGGGGAAAGGACGUAACCGGUGGGAUUUAAACCCAAGUCUUCUGCAUGGUAACUCAACGUCUUUACCAUUAUACCAGGAGGAAAUCCUCAUGGUCAGACUGGGUGACAAUUGGUCUUUUAUUUUGUUAUUUUUUUUACCAGAUCAGCUUUAAAAACCCUAUCUCUUUUAUACAUUUGUUUUGCAUCAUCUCUUGUUUUGUUAAUUCUUUAUUUGUAAAAAUAUAUAUAUAUACACUACCGUUCAAAAGUUUGGGAUCACUUAGAAAUGUCCUUGUUUUUUUAAAGAAAAGCACAUUUUUUGUCCAUUAAAA